ACAUAAAAAACCCGCACGAGAAGUCGAGCACCUGCGCCUAAACUCUUUACUGUCACGUAUAUAUUAAGACCCAGGGUUGUCUAAUCUCCCAAUUUCCUCCAGUUGAAUUUCGAUUUAGGGUUUUUUAUCUUCAAAUUUGAGAGAUUUUGGCUAUUUAGAGAUCAAUCAGGGUUUUUUUAUUUAUUUAUUUCUGCGAGUCUGAGUUUAAAUUAAUCUACUGUAAACGAUGCCUCCACGAACGUUGAAGAGAGGAGCGGCAGCGGCUGCGAAGAAAAGAACGGUGAGGAAGGUGCAGAAUCAGCAACAGCCAGAAACGGCGGAGGAGGCGUUGAAUUUGGAGGAGAAACAGACGGUGGUUGACGAGAAACCUGUGGCUAUGGAGGAGGAGGAGAUUGUGGUUGUUGAAGACAAAUUAUUUACUGAAGAGAAGAAAGAUGGAGAAGAUGAAAUUGAAGCUGAUGUGGACGCGAAUGGAUCAGCUUCUUUGAAAAAAGAGGACGGGGUCAAGGAGCCUGUAGACGAGUAUGAAAAAGAUGAGAGGUUAGAUUUUGAUGAUAAUGAACCGGAAUAUGAACAUGAAGAAUAUGGCGGGGUGGAUUAUGAUGAUAAGGAAAUUGAACAAGAGGAUGUUCAGGAGGUGGAAGAUGAAUUUGAGGAAGAACAUGAGGAGAAUGCUGGUGAAGAGGAAGAGGGUAAUUUAGUUGAGGAGGAAUUGGAAGAGGUUCCUGAAGAACUUGAGGGUGAAGAGGAUGAUGAGCAUGCUGGUGAGGAAGUUGAACGUGCUGAGAUGGCUGACGUGGAGGAAGAGGAUGAGCACCAUGAGGUGUUUAAGGAGAGACGCAAGCGGAAGGAGUUUGAAAUAUUUGUUGGUGGUUUAGACAAGGAUGCUACUGAGGAUGAUCUUCGGAAAGUAUUCAGCCGUGUUGGUGAGGUUACCGAAGCCAGGCUAAUGAUGAACCCCCAGACUAAGAAAAACAAAGGGUUUGCAUUCUUGCGUUUUGCAACUGUCGAGCAAGCAAAACGAGCUGUGACAGAGCUCAAAAACCCAGUGAUCAAUGGGAAACAAUGUGGUGUUACUCCAAGUCAAGACAGUGACACCCUUUUUCUGGGUAACAUUUGCAAGACAUGGACAAAGGAAGCUUUGAAAGAGAAAUUGAAACACUAUGGAGUUGAGAAUGUUGAGGAUUUGACCCUGGUAGAAGAUAGUAACAACUUGGGAAUGAAUCGGGGGUUUGCGUUUCUGGAAUUUUCUUCUCGGUCAGAUGCUAUGAAUGCUUUUAAGCGUCUUCAGAAGAGAGAUGUUUUAUUUGGAGUGGAUAGGCCUGCAAAGGUAUCUUUUGCAGAUUCCUUCAUUGGUCCUGGUGAUGAAAUCAUGGCACAGGUGAAGACUCUGUUUAUUGAUGGCCUGCCUGCAUCAUGGGACGAGGAUCGUUUUCGGGUGCUUUUGAAGAAAUACGGGAACAUAGAAAAGAUUGAGCUUGCACGGAAUAUGCCAUCUGCCAGGAGAAAGGAUUUUGGUUUUGUUACCUUUGACACUCAUGAUGCUGCAGUGGCAUGUGCUAAAAGCAUCAACAAUGUAGAGUUGGGUGAGGGAGACAACAAGGUUAAAGUUAGGGCCCGCUUAUCAAGACCCCUCCAAAGGGGAAAAGGAAAACAUGCAAGUCGUGGUGAUUUCCAAUCUGGGCAUGGAGCUAGUAGAGUUGUCAGGGGUCCAUGGGUUCGUCCUCUGCAGCAUAGCUACUCUACUCGUGCUCCCCCAGUCAGAGGAAUUGCAACUCGUGCUCCCCCAGUCAGUCUAAAGAGGUCUCCAGGAUUGAGAGAGAGACGUCCUCCUGUGAUGUCCAUGCCAGCAAGAAGCAGGCCUCUGGCUCCUCAUUCUAGGUCCUAUGACAGGAGACCACCUCCUCCAUCUUACCCAAAGGGUAGCUUCAAAAGGGAAUAUGUUCGGCAUGAGGAGCUUCCUUCUCCAAGGAGCAGACCUGCUGUAGAUUAUGGUCCCAGGUCUGUUCCAGAAAGACGGCCAUCCUAUAGAGAGGACUACUCUUCUCGUGGUACCAGCUAUUCUGAUCUUCCCAGAAGUACAUCUCGCACAUCUGCAAGGAGAGCUUAUGCUGAUGAUGGCUAUAAUCAAAGGUAUGAGAGGCCUCCUCCAAGUUACCAUGAAGGGCGUUCCCGUGAUUAUGAUUCUGUUGCUGGAUCAAAACGUCCAUAUUCAGCAAUUGAUGAUAUUCCUCCCCGUUAUGCUGAUGCCGGUGCUCGCCAUUCGAGGCCUCGUUUGGAUUAUGAACUUGGUUCCAGAGCUUCUCAAUAUGGGGAUGCAUAUAGUGAUAGACUUGGGAGAUCUGCUGUAGGAUAUGGGGGCAGCAGAAAUUCUAUUUCCAGUCAGGAUUCACAUGGGAUGUAUAGUAGCCGUCAGGGUAUGGGUUAUGGAGGUUCUUAUGGAGGCAGUGAUGGUGGAAUGUACCAAUCAAGCUACAGUGGUGAUUACAUGUCUCGCGGCGGUGAUGUUGGUGGUAGCUCUUACUCGUCAAUGUACUCAAGUCGUGGCAUGGGCAGCAGCAACUACAUGGGUACUGGUAGCUCAGGAUCAUAUUAUUAAUGUGAGUAGAACUGCUUCUUUUAUUUCAUUUUAUUUCAUAAAGUGCUCAAGGAACUAUAUAACCAUCUUGUCUAAGUGUUUUUCCUGGAGAUAAUGGUUUAUGGAGACGUUGACAUGUUAUUGAUUGCUAAGAGGCGUAAUUGGUCGGAAAAGGAGCCUAUGGUCACUAGUUAUUUCUUUAUGGAACAGAUUUGAGAUGACAAAGAGGCUGCUAUAGGAUGUGGACUAUUGAAGCUUGUGCUUAUAGUGCUUACAGUUUUGGAUGAUGUUGACAAGUGCAAUAGGCCUCUAUAUGUGGUUGAAAAGGUUGAGCUUAGAGUUCUACAGAAUGAAAAGUCUGCUUUUUGUUCAUGUCCAUUUUAGAUAUGCAGACUGGACAUUUAUCAAGUCUCAAGUUCAUGCUGUAAGGAAACUUCACCUGUUUAGGAAUGGAAACAAGAAUUCUUGGCUAUGAUAUAUGUAUGAAUUUGAUCUUUUAUUCUC
This is a messenger RNA of Populus trichocarpa (black cottonwood), 3082 nucleotides long. RefSeq lists its product as uncharacterized. Lineage: Eukaryota; Viridiplantae; Streptophyta; Magnoliopsida; Malpighiales; Salicaceae. The transcript is spliced from 11 exons. Gene Ontology annotation, molecular function: mRNA binding. The record is from RefSeq and is a predicted model, not a curated record. The coding region runs from base 227 to 2599 and encodes 790 amino acids. Gene Ontology annotation, cellular component: nucleus.